AUGUCAGGCCUAAUCAAAAUUGCCUCACUGGCAGUUGUGCUAUUCCUGUUCCUAGCCCUCACCUUUCAGUUCCAGUUCAACACAAGCGUCUACGUCCUAGUACAGCAAAGACAAGAGCACGCAAACGCUAGAAACAUUGGCCGGUGGGAACAGAGCAUACCCCUUCCCAUCGUCCCUGUAGCUAUUGCGGUGCUGCCAAGAACAGGCAAAGUCCUCGCCUGGGCUGCCGACAAGCCAAAUGUCUUCUCUAACGCGACGACACAUACUCUCUCCGUCAUCUACGACCCAUCAACGCACCAGGUCAACAAUCAGAAUGUCACCAUCACACACCACAACAUGUUCUGUCCCGGCCUCUCGCUCGACACCUCCGGACGGGUAGUUAUUACAGGUGGCAGCACUUCGGAUGCAACCAGCAUCUAUGACGAAGUCCAAGGGAGAUGGCUUUCCGGCCCACCCUUGACUGUUGGUCGAGGGUAUCACUCUCAAGCGACCCUCUCCGACGGACGCGUCUUUACCAUCGGCGGUUCCUGGAGCGGUCCUCUGGGUGGCAAGAACGGGGAGAUAUUCGACCCCAACAAGCAAACCUGGACAGCCCUUCCAAACACCCUCGCAGAGCCACUCCUCACAAGCGACUUCCUCGGCCCCUUCGCAGGCGACAACCACGCCUGGCUCUUUGCCUGGAGGAACGACUCCGUUUUCCAAGCCGGGCCUUCCAGAGCCAUGAACUGGUACGGGGUUUCCUCCUCAGGAGUCUGCCAACCCGCAGGUUCUCGAGGAAAAGACACCGAUUCAAUGAACGGAAACGCGGUGAUGUACGACGCCCUAGCAGGGAAGAUCUUGGCUGUGGGGGGUGCGCAGCAUUAUAACGACGCCGCCGCGACUAACGCUACCCACAUCGUCACCCUCCCCUCCGACCCGUUCACCAUGCCGCAGGUCCAGGAGCUAAAGGGGAUGAAAUAUCCCCGAGCAUACGCCAACAGCGUUCUACUCCCAACCGGCGAGGUUCUCAUCACCGGCGGAGCAACAUACGCGAAGCAAUGGGCGGACGUCAACGCAACGCUCGUGCCGGAGUUGUUCAACCCUGACACGCUGACUUUCACACCGCUGGCCAAGAUGCCCAUUCCAAGAACAUAUCACAGUGUUGCUGUGCUAUUGCCUGAUGCAACUGUGUUGACCGGGGGAGGGGGCUUGUGCUGGGAGAAGUGCUUGGGGCCGGAGGAGGAGAUAAACCACUUGGAUUUGCAGAGGUUCACACCACCUUAUCUGCUGAGUGGAGAUCCGCGACCAAAGAUCCUGGAGAUUUCCGACACUGAGGUGGAUCUGGGAGGAGUGUUUGAAUUGCUGGUAGGCGGGGAGGUGGCAGAGGUAGCGAUGGUGAGGUACAGCAGUGCGACACAUGCGAUCAAUACUGACCAGAGGAGGGUGAGGCUUGUUCCAACGGGGUUGGGGAAGCAGAAAGGGAGAGCGCUGCAUAGAGUUGAAAUUCCCGAAGACGGAGGGGUGGUGGUGCCAGGAUAUUGGAUGGUCUUUGCCAUCUCAUCAGGGAAAGGGGGAAUGAAGGUGCCAUCAGUAGCAGAGACAAUUUUGAUCCGGGCAAAGUGA
Molecule: messenger RNA, 1602 nt
Organism: Podospora anserina S mat+
Lineage: Eukaryota; Fungi; Ascomycota; Sordariomycetes; Sordariales; Podosporaceae
Exons: 1
Coding region: 1-1602 (533 amino acids)
Molecular function (GO): protein binding
Source: RefSeq, a predicted model, not a curated record